CGCAUAUCUCGUGAAAAUGGUCGCGAGUUCAUUACCCAUAUUACUAUCAUGACAGCCCAAGGGGACUCUCCAGCGCCAACAAUGGAUAGGCCAUCAUCACUUUCAUCCGUGCAGGAACAGCAGCCGAAGUCAGACACAGACGAGUCCACCAGUACACCAGAACAGGCGGGUGGACUGAGGAGCUAUAUUAGGAUCUUUUCUGGUUCCUCCGUUGUGCAACUGACGACUAAUGCCAACUUAGUUAACCAAGGGAUCUCGGAGAAGCUGGGCUUCGCGGUGCAGGGCACGGCGACCUUUGUGGCGGCAUUUAUUGUAGCCUUCGUCGUGCAGUGGAAAUUAACUCUAAUUACGAUCUGUAUUGCCCCGGCCAUUCUGAUUGUGACCUCCAUCUGUGCUGGCAUUUUCGUUAAGCAGGAGAACAAAAUCCUCCAUGUGAACUCCAUCGCUGGGACUCUGGCUGAGGAGGUUCUUGCCAGCAUGAAGACCGUGCAUGCCUUUUCUGCUUUUUCCAAGUUAACGACCAAAUAUGACGACCACGCCAAGGAAGCGAAGCGUCUGGGUCUCACACAGUCUCUCAACAUGGCGAUAUUAUAUUCAGCAGAGUUUUUCUGUGUCUAUGCCGGAUAUGGCCUGGCCUUCUGGCAGGGAGUCCGCAUGUAUGCGAGGGGUGAGAUCGAUGAGCCGGGAAAAAUUAUCACUGUGAUCUUUGCUGUCAUCGUAGCUGCGACAGCAAUGACACAGAUUGCACCGCAGAUUAUUCAAGUCACCAAGGCUGCGUCAGCCGCACAAAGUCUGUGGGUGGUAAUUGAUCGUGAAUCUCCAAUUGACGGACUGUCCUUGGACGGGGAACGGCCCGGCAAAUGUGAGGGGAAUAUUGAAUUCUCAAAUGUCUCCUUUGCGUAUCCCACCCGGUCCCAGAUCACAGUUCUUCAUGAUUUCACACUGUCAAUCCCUGCCAACAGGACAACAGCUUUGGUUGGGCCUAGUGGUUCGGGUAAAAGCACGGUGACUGGAUUGCUCGAGAGAUGGUACAAUACGCAGGAUGGCAUCAUCACACUAGACGGGGUGGACAUCAAACAACUCAAUAUCCAAUGGCUGAGGACUAACAUUCGCAUUGUUCAACAGGAACCCACACUCUUCAAUGCCACGAUCUUUGAAAAUGUGGCAUACGGCCUAGCAGGAACGGACUAUGCCAACACCUCAAAGCAGGAUCAGAUUGAGCGAGUCAUUACAGCCUGCAAGGCUGCGUACGCCCAUGACUUCAUCGAGACCUUACCCGAAGUCGGGGAGCGGGCCACAAUGUUGUCCGGAGGCCAGAAGCAACGUAUUGCCAUUGCUCGAAGUAUCGUUUCUGAUCCUAAGGUGUUGAUCCUCGACGAGGCUACAAGUGCAUUAGAUCCACAGGCUGAAAAGAUCGUGCAAGAGGCCUUAGACAACGUUUCUGCAUCACGAACGACUAUCACAAUCGCACAUAAGCUCUCCACGAUCAAAAAGGCAGACCAAAUUGUGGUCCUUUCGCAAGGGAAGAUCGUUGAGAAGGGAGCCCAUGACGAGCUCCAGGCCGCAGGCGGAACUUACCAUCGCCUCAUCAAGGCACAGGACCUUGGUACGGUUGUCAACGAUGGAACCCAGCCCGAGAAGGAAAGGAAUGAGAAAAGCAAUGGUAUCAACCAGGUCCUUUCUGGACCACAAGACUAUAACAAAGAAGCCAAGCUUGUGGAAAGAUUAAAGGCUCCGUCUGGACAUGGCCGUAGUCUGAUUCGAUGUCUGGCUGUACUGCUCCGGGAGCGCCGCGACCUAUGGUUUGAAUUCAUUGUCACAUUUGUUACCUGCGUCGUGGGAGGAGCGACAUACCCGGUACUCGCGUUUAUAUUCGCGAGGGUGUUAGAUGUCUUCCAAAUACAAUCCACAAGCAAGAUGGUGGAAAAGGGUGAUUUCUAUGCCCUCAUGUUUUUUGUCGUUGCUCUUGUCAUUUUAGUUGUUUAUGGGGUUCUGGGCUGGGUUACAAAUGUGAUAGCCAAUUGCGUUGUGUAUACGUACCGUCUCGAGAUGUUCCGCAAUUAUAUCCGACAAGAUAUGACCUUUUAUGACCAGCCCCAACAUACAACUGGCUCCUUGGUCUCUGAACUCGCCGCGAAACCUACUAGCUUGCAAGAGCUGCUUGGGGUCAACAUCGGAAUCGUCAUCAUUGCCCUAGUGAAUAUCAUCGCCAGUUCUAUCCUUUCCAUAGCUGUUGGCUGGAAACUGGGGUUGGCGGUACUCGCAGGGGCCAUGAUCCCAAUGGUAUUCUGUGGCUACCUAAGAAUUCGCCUGGAGUUCCGACUAGACGAUGCCACCUCGCAUCGAUUUUCUGAAAGUGCAGCACUGGCUGGUGAGGCGAUGUCUGCGAUUCGCACUGUUGCAUCGUUGGCCAUCGAACGAGUGAUCUUAGAGAAGUACACUGCCAAGUUGGCGGGCAUUGAGCGAAAGUCCAUUAAGUCGUUAACCUGGACGAUGUUCUGGCUAUCCCUCACACAGUCCCUCUCAUUGCUCUCUAUGGCAUUGAGCUUCUGGUAUGGAGGUCGCUUGUUAUCAACAGGAGAGUACUCGAGUACACGAUUAUACAUUGUUGUCAUUGGGGCUAUACUUUCUGGUGAAGCUGCGGCGUCAUUCUUCAUGUUCAGCACCAGCUUUACCAAAUCACAGGGCGCAUGUAACUAUAUCUUCUGGCUCCGUUCUCUGCAACCUGAUGUUCAAGAUGGCUCGUCCGACAAUGCGCCCGGAGAAUCAAAGGAUAUGGCUGCCCAUGUGGUGUUACAGGACGUCGUAUUCCGGUACCCUACACGGCCUACUCGGCCGGUGUUAAACGAUAUCAAUGUUGAGAUAAACCCUGGCCAAUUCGUGGCCUUUGUCGGACCCUCCGGCCAUGGAAAAUCCAGUCUCAUCUCGCUGUUGGAGCGAUAUUAUAAUCCAACAUCUGGAAGCAUCCAACUGGAUGGUUCAGAUAUCCGCGACAUGUCGCUCGCUUCAUACCGCAGUCAUUUAUCUCUUGUCCAACAAGAACCGAUCCUCUACCAAGGAACAAUCCGUGAAAAUAUCGCAUUAGGCCUUGAGGAAGAGGCGACCGAGGAACGGAUCUACGAGGCCUGUCGCCAGGCAAAUAUUUUUGACUUCGUUUCCUCCCUGCCAGAUGGAUUAGCGACGCCAUGUGGUUCGCGAGGAAGUCUUUUCUCCGGUGGUCAGCGGCAGCGUAUUGCAAUCGCAAGGGCUCUUAUCCGCCGACCCCGUUUGCUGUUGUUGGAUGAGGCUACGUCUGCGUUGGAUACCGAGAGUGAGAGGAUUGUGCAAGAGGCCUUGGAUCAGGCCAAAGAUGGUCGGACGACGAUUGCGAUCGCACACCGCUUGUCAACUAUCAAGCAUUCGGAUCGAAUCUUCGUGCUGGUCGGGGGUCGUGUGCGUGAGCAAGGGACUCACGAGGAGCUGCUCCAGCGGCGAGGGAUCUACUAUGAGAUGUGUCUAGGGCAGGCCUUGGACAAAGCAACCUAA
This is a messenger RNA of Aspergillus caelatus, 3525 nucleotides long. Its product is annotated as ABC transporter ATP-binding protein. The transcript is spliced from 10 exons. Gene Ontology annotation, biological process: transmembrane transport. The coding region runs from base 49 to 3525 and encodes 1158 amino acids. Gene Ontology annotation, cellular component: membrane. The record is from RefSeq and is a predicted model, not a curated record. NCBI's taxonomy places the organism in Eukaryota, Fungi, Ascomycota, Eurotiomycetes, Eurotiales, Aspergillaceae. Gene Ontology annotation, molecular function: ATP binding; ATP hydrolysis activity; ABC-type transporter activity.